AUGGGUGACUAUGGCCAAUAUGACGUGCCCAAGGCGGAUGAGAUGAUCAAUUUCAAGGUUGGUCAACCUGCCCCAGCCAUGCUACCGCUGGACAAGAUCCGCGAGGCUGCCACGAUCAAGUUUGCCGAGACAGAUCCCAUGUUUCUACAGUACGGCGUGAUCAAAGGCUACCCAAAGUUCCGCAAAGCGCUAGCCCAGUUUCUUACUAAGGGCUAUCAGCAUGACGUAGACCCAGAAAAGAUUUUUGUUACCAAUGGUGUAACAGGCGGUCUUGCGCUCAUUUGCUCAUUAUUCCUCCAGUCAGGUGACCUCGUGUUCAUGGAGGAACCUUCAUACUUCCUGGCGCUCAGCAUCAUGAAAGACUUUAAAAUUAACGUCCGUCAAAUUCGCAUGGACGAGGAUGGUCUUGACAUUGACGAACUUGAGCGUCUUCUUAAACGUGGUAUCGUACCUAAGAUGCUCUAUACGAUCCCGACGUGCCACAACCCAACAGGACGUACCCUCUCAAUUGAAAAGCGUAAACGUCUUGUCGAACUUAGUGUUAAGUAUGGCUUUAUCGUUGUCGCUGACGAAGUGUAUCAACUACUGUCAUUUCCGCAUGUAACUCCUCCUCCACCCAUGUUUACCUUCGAUACACACGACACGGUGCUCGCACUAGGCAGUUUUUCUAAGAUUCUCGCACCUGCGCUUCGUUUGGGCUGGAUCCAGGGCUCGCACAAGCUGCUGAGCAAGAUUGAAGGAUGUGGUCAACUUGACUCUAGUGGGGGGAUUAGUCCAGUCAUUUCGGGAAUUGUACACGCUGCCGUAGCUUCAGGUCUUCAACAACAGCAUCUUGACACGACAGUGCAGACACUUUGGGGUCGUGCUGAUGCUCUGAUGAAAGAGCUGAAGACCUGCCUGCCUGCAGGCGUAUCCUUUGAGGUCCCAGAUGGUGGCUACUUUGUUCUAGUUCGUCUGCCCGAGGGCAUGAAUGCUAACGACUUACUGCCGAUUGCUCAGAAGCACAAAGUCAUGUUUUUGCCUGGCGCUUCAUUCAGCAGCAACAUGAAAAAUUACUUACGUCUCAGUUUUUCUUGGUACGAUUUGCCUGACAUGCAGCUCGGUGCUCGUCGUCUUGCAGAUGCCAUUCGUGACUAUCAGAAAGUAUUUGCGGAACAACAAAAGCCACUUUCGGAUGACAAGAAGAGUAAAGGCGAAGGAGUGCGAGUAGCCGUGCACGGCCACAAUGGCCGCCUUGGAUCACUUAUUGUGGCUGAGUUGAAUAAGCUCACAGACAAUAGCGCGAGCUUUGCUGGUCCAAUAAUUACUCGGCUGAACACCAAAAGUCAAGCUUUAGAUUUGAAUCACGUCGACGUCAUCGUUGAUGUGACGCUGCCUGCUGGCACCAAAUCAUUAAUUUCGUUCUUAACCGAACAAAAAGACGCGGGUACGCUACAAAAACUACCCGCGCUGGUUGUUGGCACCACGGGAUCACUUCCUAUGGAGGACUUGGAAGCGUAUUCUAAGCACGCGCCUGUUGCCUUACGCUCAAACUUUUCCGUGGGUGUGCCACUUGUGGCUGAACUCCUCAAAACGGCAGCUUUCAAGCUUCCCGCUGAAGGAUGGAACGUCGAAGUGACGGAAAUUCAUCACACUAAAAAACUUGAUGCUCCUAGCGGCACGGCCAAGACACUUGUCAAGUCGUUGGCUGCCACUGGCGCUCCAUGUCUGGGCGAGACCGGUCAAGCUCCGACGCACUCUUUGCGUCUAGGUGACGAGAUUGGCCAACACACUGUGCUGUUUGCUGGACCAGGCGAGCGCAUUGAGAUUAAACAUCAGGCCACUCGCCGUGAGGUGUUUGCUAUUGGUGCUGUGCGCAUUGCCACGCAAGCUCUUUCGAUGCCUCUUGGCCUGCACUUGGACUAA
This is a messenger RNA of Plasmopara halstedii, 1905 nucleotides long. Its product is annotated as aminotransferase. NCBI's taxonomy places the organism in Eukaryota, Oomycota, Peronosporomycetes, Peronosporales, Peronosporaceae. Gene Ontology annotation, molecular function: L-2-aminoadipate:2-oxoglutarate transaminase activity; pyridoxal phosphate binding; 4-hydroxy-tetrahydrodipicolinate reductase activity. The record is from RefSeq and is a predicted model, not a curated record. The transcript has a single exon. Bases 1 to 1905 code for a protein of 634 amino acids.